Molecule: messenger RNA, 2353 nt
Organism: Nicotiana tabacum (common tobacco)
Lineage: Eukaryota; Viridiplantae; Streptophyta; Magnoliopsida; Solanales; Solanaceae
Product: protein IQ-DOMAIN 13
Molecular function (GO): protein binding
Source: RefSeq, a predicted model, not a curated record
AUUUGUUAUGUAUCCGUUACUUUUAUUAAUUAAAUUUUUAGAUAGAAUAAGUUGGAGUAUUCACCAGGUAGGAGGGGAAAAAAGAAGUCAAAAAACGACAAAAAGAAAGGGGAAAUCCAGCAAGCAACAAAGAACCAGAUUCUGAGGUAGUUGGCUAAUUCAGAAUCGAAAAGUCUAAAAGGAGCACCAUCUUAUUGUAUAUAGAGCAAAGUGGAGCUGCGCUAGAGAGAUUCUAGAGAGAGAGAGAGAGGGGGGAGAGAGAGAGAGCUAAAGGUGGAGGUAGCUCAUCUUUUCUUCUUUGCAGUUGCCUUUUGAGCUUUCAUUUCAGCUUUCUGAAAGGUUUUUAUGGAACUAAACUAUCACUUGAGGUUGACAGAGUAAUGCUAGAAACAUGGGUAAAAAAGGCAGUUGGUUUUACGCCCUCAAAAGGAUAUUUGCAUGCAACUCCAGGAAGAAGCUUACCCAUGGAUCAGCGAAGAAAAAUGCUAAGGAAAAGAAGAAGGCUCGUAGAAUACUGAGGCAUGGAGAGUUCAAAUCAUUCCUCUUCAGAGAACCAAGCAGUAUUGAGAAAAUACUGGGGGAAGUUGAUGAUCAGAAACUACUUGUUAGGCCUCCUGCUUCUGAACAAUCUGGCAUUCCAUCUGCAUUCCCUGUGAAGCCAACUUCUCCGAGAAUCAGUUCACCCAGAGCUGCAUCUCCUAGGAGUUCUUAUACGGCUGCAUCUCCUAGUGCUACUUCUCCAAGGAUCCCAUCUCUGAGGGUUGCUUCUUCAAGCGUCAUCUCUCCUAGGGCAGCUUCUCCAAAGGCUACCUCUCAUAGGGCAGCUUCUCCAAAGGCUACCUCUCCUAGGGCAGCUUCUCCAAAGGCUACCUCUCCUAGGGCAGCUUCUCCAAAGGCUACCUCUCAUAGGGCAGCUUCUCCAAACGCUACCUCUCUUAGGGCAGCUUCUCCAAAGGCUAUCUCUCCUAGGGCAGCUUCUCCAAAGUCUCUUUCUCCUAGGGCAGCUUCUCUAAAGGCUAUCUCUCCUAGAGCUACUUAUCCCGAGGUGAGUGAGAAACACAAAGAGAUUAGCUAUGCUAACAAACCAGAACCAACUUUGACGCUCCAUCUUGCAGCAACCAAGAUACAGGCAGCCUACAGACGGCACGUGGGAAGGAGGAGUUUCAAGUCUUUGAGGGGUUUAGCAAGACUUCAAGGAGUGGUCAGAAACAGAAAUGCAAAGCGGCAGACAGUAAAUGCCAUGAAACAAAUGCAGCUUCUAGUUAGGGUUCAAAUGCAAAUUCAGUCAAGGAGAACUCAGAUGUUCCAGGCACUCCAAAGUCAAGCUUACACGAAUGAUAAAGAAGCUGAGAGCACCCUAAGCAAAUGGACUAAGUUGACCGAGGCAGGUAACCAUGAUGAUUGGGAUAAUAGUGUGCUAACUAAAGAAGAGGUAGAAGCAAGGCGUCGAGAAAAAGUGGAGGCUGUAAUCAAGAGGGAGAGAGCAAUGACCUAUGCAUAUUCUCACCAGUUAUGGAAAAGCAACCCCAAAUCAAUUGUGGACAUCCGAGCUAGUGGAAUUCCUUGGUGGUGGAACUGGUUGGAUAACCAGCUACCUCCAGGAAAUGAUUCCGAGAGCCAAUCUGCUGUGAAAGACGUCCAUCUAACGCCACCAAGGACAAUUUCAGAGCACAAACCAAGUCCGUGGCGUCUAAGUCAUAACUUCAGACACCUCCAUUUGGAUAAUGACAGUCAUGAAUCGGUUACACCGAGGUCAACUAAGUCCGCAGUUCCACUAAGGGGCAAACUAAUGCAUACUCCCAGAAGAACAUCAUCACCAAUGAGCAGUACGAGCAUAUCAAAUUACUCAAGACGCCGAGCUAGUGCUGCUAAUUCCCCUUUCAGUCACUCCUUCAAGGAUGAUGACAGCCUCACGAGCUGUCCUCCUUUUUCAGGUCCCAGUUACAUGUCACCAACCCUCUCAGCCAGAGCUAAAUUCAGAGGAAAAAGCAUUCCUGAGGAGAGAAACGCAGGUACUACCCCAUCAAACAGUUCAAGGAGGAGGUUAUCAUUCCCUUUGACUCCAAGAUCUGGCAAAGAUGCUACUUCUCUAAGGGAUCACGACCCUACGGGAGAUCAUAUGAGCGUGGGUUCUACUGCCUCGACGUCCUCUGUAGUUGGAAGGAAACCAUUUAACAGAUUUGUGUGAUUAUAUAUCUUGUAUGACUUCUUUUGACAUCUGUAUUUAGCUCUGAACGUGGUGGUUUUUCUUUUUUUCUUUUGAUGUGUAUUUAUUGGUGUAUGAUGUUCACAGAAUACUGAUGUAAAAUAAUGAAGUAUGUCAAUCUAGACGGUUUUGCAAAGAUUCAGUGUA